AUGACUCAGCAGACCAUGCGAAUACACAGAGGAGAAAGACCUUAUGAAUGCUGUGAGUGCGGGAAAAGCUUCACUCAGAGAUAUACCCUUAACUCUCAUCAGAGAAUCCACACAGAAGAGCGACCCUACGAAUGCUGCAAGUGCGGGAAAAGCUUCACUCAGAGAUCAGCCCUUAUCUCUCAUCAGACAACGCACACGGGAGAGCGACCCUACGAAUGCUGUGAGUGCGGGAAAACCUUCUCUCGGAGCUCACACCUUACUUUGCAUCAGAGAGUCCACACAGGAGAGAAACCCUAUGAAUGCAGUGAGUGCGGGAAAAGCUUCUCUCGGAGCUCAACCCUUGUCACACAUUACACAGUCCACACUGGAGAGAAACCCUAUGAAUGCAGUGAGUGCGGGAAAAGCUUCACUCAUAGCUCAGCCCUUCUUAAUCAUCAGAGAAUCCACACAAGGGACAGGCCCUACGAAUGCCGUGAGUGUGGGAAAAGCUUCACUCAAAGAUCAGUCCUUUCUAGACAUCAGAGAAUCCACACAGGGGACAGGCCCUAUGAAUGCUGUGAGUGUGGGAAAAGCUUCACUCACAGAUCAGCCCUUUCUGUUCAUCAGAGAAUCCACACAGGGGAGAGGCCCUACGAAUGCCGUGAGUGUGGGAAAACCUUCAAUUGCAGAUCAGACCUUUCUAAACAUCAGAUAAUCCACACAGGGGACAGGCCCUACGAAUGCCGUGAGUGUGGGAAAACCUUCAAUCGCAGAUCAGACCUUUCUAAACAUCAGAGAAUCCACACAGGGGACAGGCCCUAUGAAUGCUGUGAGUGUGGGAAAAACUUCACUAGCAGCUCAGACCUUUCUAAACAUCAGAGAAUCCACACAGGGGGAAGGCCCUAUGAAUGUCGUGAGUGUGGGAAAAGCUUCACUCACAGAUCAGCCCUUUCUAGACAUCGGAGAAUCCACACAGGGGACAGGCCCUACAAAUGCCGUGAGUGUGGGAAAACCUUCACUCAAAGAUCAACCCUUUCUGUUCAUCAGAGAAUUCACACAGGGGAGAGGCCCUAUGAAUGCCGUGAGUGUGGGAAAACCUUCACUCGCAGAUCAGCCCUUUUUACCCAUCAGAGAAUCCACACAGGGGAGAGGCUCUAUGAAUGCCGUGAGUGUGGGAAAAGCUUCACUCACAGAUCAAACCUUUCUAGACAUCAGAGGAGCCACACAGGGGACAGGCCCUAUGAAUGCCAUGAGUGUGGGAAAAACUUCACUAACAGCUCACACCUUUCUAGACAUCAGAGAAUCCACACAGGGGACAGGCCCUAUGAAUGCCGUGAUUGUGGGAAAUGCUUCACUAGCAGCUCAAACCUUUCUAAACAUCAGAGAAUCCACACAGGGGAGAGGCCCUUUGAAUGCCGUGAGUGUGGGAAAACCUUCACUAGCAGCUCAGACCUCUCUAAACAUCAGAGAAUCCACACAGGGGAGAGGCCCUACGAAUGCCGUGAGUGUGGGAAAUGCUUCACUAGCAGCUCAAACCUUUCUCAACAUCAGAGAAUCCACAGAGGGGAGAGGCCCUAUGAAUGCCGUGAGUGUGGGAAAUGCUUCACUAACAGCUCAAACCUUUCUCAACAUCAGAGAAUCCACACAGGGGAGAGGCUCUAUGAAUGCAAUGAGUGUGGGAAAAGCUUCACUCAAAGAUCAGACCUUUCUAAACAUCAGAGAAUCCACACAGGGGAGAGGCCCUUUGAAUGCCAUGAGUGUGGGAAAUGCUUCACUAGCAGCUCAGCCCUUUCUAGACAUCAGAGAAUCCACACAGGGGACAGGCCCUAUGAAUGCACUGAGUGUGGGAAAACCUUCAAUCGCAGUUGUCACCUUGUCACUCAUCAGAGAAUGCACAGAGGAGAGAGACCCUACAUGUGCUCCGAGUGCAGGAAAAGCUUCAGUCAGAGCUCUACCCUUAUCACACACUGGAGAACCCACACUGGAGAGAAACCCUACAUGUGCUCUGAGUGCGGGAAAUGUUUCAAUCAAAGCUCUGCCCUUGUCACACAUCGAAGAAUCCACACAGGUGAGAAACCUUAUGGAUGUUCUGAGUGUGGGAAAUACUUCCUUGAUAGUUCAACCCUCAUCUCACAUCAGCGAAUUCACACAAGAGAGAGACCCUACACGUGCUCUGAGUGCGGGAAAAGCUUCACUGAUAGUUCAGCCCUCAUAUCACAUCAGAGAAUC
Molecule: messenger RNA, 2208 nt
Organism: Mauremys reevesii (Reeves's turtle)
Lineage: Eukaryota; Metazoa; Chordata; Testudines; Geoemydidae
Product: zinc finger protein 850-like
Exons: 8
Biological process (GO): regulation of transcription by RNA polymerase II
Molecular function (GO): DNA-binding transcription factor activity, RNA polymerase II-specific; RNA polymerase II cis-regulatory region sequence-specific DNA binding
Source: RefSeq, a predicted model, not a curated record